AUGUCCGAAGGGUCCACGGCACGCAUAGGUGGCUUUGGAGCCGGUGGAGCCGGUGGAGCCACCACUGGAUGGGCAGCAGGUGGCUCCCGCUUGGUCUCUGGUUCCGGUUCUGGUUGCAAAGUGCAACUUUCCUCUUGUGGGCGAGCUGCAGGCGGUAAUGAGGAAGUUGCAGUAGAACCGUUACCUGGUCUUGGUGGGGGCUGGAUCUUGGAAGUAUCUGGUAACUCAAACUUUUUGGGUGGUUCCUUAACCUCUGUGCUCGUUCUCGAUGGCAGGCUUGGUUUCUGCGGUCCGGCAUUAAAUUGCUGGGGUGACUGCUGUUGGUCAAGCUUGACAGUUGGAGGUGGGGGCUGGAUCUUGCUGAUGUCUGGAAGUUCGUAUUUGCGUGGUGGCUCUGUGGUUUCAGAGUUGGUUCUCGAAAUGCCAUUAUUCUUGGAGCCACCAGUAGCAACGGGAGACACCAGCGAAGACGCAGACGGCGACGAGAUGGAUUGGGCCUUCUGCACUGCAGACAUCUUGGCCUUCUGCUGCGAUUCCUCCUUCAUCUUCUGCAUUCUGAUUUUGAAAUCUCUGUCCCUUUCAUUCUUUCGCUGCUCGGCCUCUGUUCUCUUUGCCUUUGGUGGUGGAGGCCCGUACUUGGUGAUGUCAAACUCCAUCAAAGACUGCUUGAACUUUGGCUCUUCGACGGGUGGCAGUCCAUUUUUUUUCUUGGCAGCAGCCGGGUCCGCUCCUGAUGGAGAGAAUGUCGAUGCAGAAGUCACUGACUGUGCAUCAGAGCUCUCUUGA
Ogataea philodendri is the source of this 786-nucleotide messenger RNA. RefSeq lists its product as uncharacterized. Bases 1 to 786 code for a protein of 261 amino acids. The record is from RefSeq and is a predicted model, not a curated record. The transcript is spliced from 2 exons. NCBI's taxonomy places the organism in Eukaryota, Fungi, Ascomycota, Pichiomycetes, Pichiales, Pichiaceae.